CACUAGUGCACUUUGUGUGGUGGUUUGUUUACAUCCGCACGGUGUUGUAAUGUCUAAAUCUCUCGUGAUUUAUAAUGUGGGAUUAUUAAAGUAGCCUUCGGUCGGUUAACAGGUUACUUAGACGAUGUUGUGUUUGUGAGUGUGUGUGUGUGUGUGUGUGUGAUUGUGGGGCAGAAUGUCAGGUGUGGUGACCCCACGCUGCAGGGACAUUGAGAGGAGGGCAGGGUACAUGCGCCCAGAGGAGUGUGCCGUUCCUCCCUCAGUCACGUCUGCACUCACAUCAGGCCGGUGGUUUAUCCGGGACGUGUGUGGAAUAGUGUGUGUGGUUCUCACCUGGUUCCUGGUGCUGUACGCUGACUUUGUGGUGAUGUUCGUCAUGUUGCUGCCUGUGAGGAACGUCGUGUACAGCGUGAUCAACGCCGCUGUGUUCAACACCCUCGCUGUGCUGGCACUCACUUCACACAGCCGCGCUAUGUGCACUGACCCAGGUGCUGUGCCCAAGGGAAAUGCCACUAAAGAGUACAUCGAGAGUCUGCACCUGAAACCUGGUCAGGUCAUUUACAAGUGUCCUAAAUGCUGCAGCAUCAAACCUAACCGAGCUCACCACUGCAGUGUGUGUAAGCGCUGUAUCAGGAAGAUGGACCACCAUUGUCCCUGGGUGAACAACUGUGUGGGUGAAAACAACCAGAAAUUCUUUGUGCUUUUUACGAUGUACAUUGCUCUGAUAUCGCUCCAUGCUCUCAUCAUGACGGGGCUGCAUUUCUCCUUCUGCUUUCAACAGGACUGGUCAAAGUGCAGCAGUUUCCCCCCCCCAACCACGGUGAUCCUGUUGAUCCUACUGUGUUUCGAGGGAAUCCUCUUCUUCAUCUUCACCGCUGUCAUGUUUGGUACCCAGAUUCACUCGAUCUGCACAGACGAGACCGGUAUAGAGCAGCUGAAGAAAGAAGAGCGACGAUGGACCAAGAAGUCCAAGUGGAUGAACCUGAAGGUGGUCUUCGGCCACCCCUUCUCUAUAGCGUGGCUUAAUCCGCUCGCCAUGCCCGAACACGGCAAAUCAGACCUGUUCCAGUACAUUGUCUGACUCGAACUGUGUCCUAAUCCUGCCUAAGAAGUACACUGAGAUGGCCUUCUUUUAAUCUUCAUCUUUCAGGGAGUAAUUCAGGGAGUGUCCAAAAUAUUUUGUUUACAUAGAUUAUAAUUACACACACAUAAUCAAACACACACACACACACACACACAAUACACAACGUACACUGUUCUACCAUUUUCCAUAAAGGGAUGAUGUUAUAGUGAAACUAGAAAUUUGGGAUGAAGACGGUCUAAUUCACCAACAGUUUCAUCUCCAUGGUGGAAUCAAAAGUUCACCGGUAUUUUAUUCACUAAUAUUUGUCCAUUACUUAGGAGAUGAGAUGAGCAAGCAGCAAAUGUGAUCAGUUAUUACUAUUAAUAAGAAUAUGAAGGUAAGUCCGAGGGUCGUUAUGUGAGCGAGGAAAAAGGAUCACAGUAAUGGAAACAUUGCCUUAUAUAUAUAUAUAUAUAAGUUGUGUUAACUUUCACCAGUCAUUGAUCCAAACCUUUUGAAGAACAUUUCCUCCAGCGAAGGUUUAUAUGAAAGUCGCACAUUUCACGUGUCUGUAAAAGAGCAUUUUCCCCUAAAAUCAAUCUGGAAUCUUGUUGAAACAGGAACUAAUCACUCUCAGUCUGGUCCAGUGUAGUGUACAGCAGAUAGAUGACCAUUUUUAUAUGUGAACUACUUCACAGUCUGAACUCACAGGAACAAAUCUGUCUGUCUGUCUGUAACAAGGUCAGAAUUAAAAGUCUUUCUGAAGUAAUUCCGCAGAAUCGGUCCAUUUCAGCUAGUAAAUAAACGCUGCCCAAGUCUCUGAUACAAACUUUAAUCUUGGCUACUGAACCAGUGAAAUAACAGAAAAUGAGUCAUGAUAAAGAUGAAGAAGUGUAAGAUCUUCAGUCUAGCUGCUGUUUAGACUAAAACUGAACAUUACUGCGAGAGUGACGCAGUGGAACACUAUUGACCUGAGUCUUCCCCUGGUUCAGUAUUAUACUGUUACUUCAAUCAAUCCAGGGACAUUUUACUCGAUUUUCACUUUAGUGAUUUGUCCUGAAACCAAUUUUUUAUUUGUAUAUUUUUGGUAAAAUGAUUUUCUCUUUUUUGGUCAUUUGCCCUUGUACAGACUAGUGAGCUGUCCUGUCAUGCAGCAGCUACCAACCAGGGUAGGGGAAGGCAAGCAAGUGCUUCCUCUAAGACAUGCAUUUGAACUUAUGAUACUAUCCUGAUACUUAUGAUACUUAUGAUACUAACACUCUCGCAUACAUAUCGCAUUUCCGACUCUCGCGGUCGGAUAGUUUUGACAGGACAGACAGAACACCCCAUCCCUCCCCGCUAGACAGCACCGUGUUGGUAGAGUCAAGAGUUUUUGUUCUGCACCUUGGGAGUCCUUCAUCAUAAACAUGACCGCACAAACAUGCCACUAAUCUCGGACAUACUUCUGUCUGUUUUUCUUUUGUUGCAUUCCUUCCUUUUAUUGGUUCUUUAUUUGAUGUCUGAAAAAUUUCUCUCCAUAUUGGUAAAUUGUGUCCUAGUAUGAAGUGCACAAGGUACCUUUGGGGUAAACUUUUAUAUGUUCAGUGAGGGUUCCUGUGGUCUUUAAAUAUAGUGCAUGGAAUCUGGACAAUUUGUGGCACAGAUUCUCAACACUAUAAACACUUUAUUCUGCUUACUGUUGAAACAGUUGUGGUACAUGAGACCCACUUUGACAUGGAUCCAACCCUAUCUAUCCUAAACUUAUCUGUUAUUUGAACUUAUCUGAACCGGCUCGAUUCCCCUGUCCUUGGGCUGGCUGUUUGAAGAGUUAUAUAUUUAAAAGGUGAUAAACCAUCAGCUGUGGAUCUGGCAACCCUUUACAUAUGCGUAUGCUGCUGGAGGACAAACGACAUCAUGUUCAUCACUCUCUCUUCUGACCUGGACACUCUAUUUGAUUAACACUCCAGUAUAUAUGCCUGCUGAUGAAGGAACAGAACAAUGUAAAGAAACUACAGCAGCUUUCAUUUUCCCAGAGAGCUCAAGGGGUUCAAGGAGUGGAACUGGACAUUAUCCAACAAUUAUUGUGAUCUACACAAAACUGAACAAUAUGUACCAAUGCAACGAAGGUCCUUAUCCAGUCUGAAUUACCCCGAGUCAUUUCUACCUACUGAACCUUCGAUCCGGUGCUGCCCAAGAACAGAGAUCAGGUCUGAUCACGUCCACGGCUGUUUGUUUUACAGUGAUUGGUACUUUAUUUCAGUCUGUGGCUUUGGUUCUUGUGAUGUGACAAUGAAAAGUUUAUUUCUGUAGUAAGUUUAUUCCCUUUUUUGUCUUCUGGGUUUCAUGGGAUUUGUUGCAGCUGCUUUCACUCCAGUUUUUUAUGGUAAAUGCAAUAAAUUUUCAUGUUCUUUAGAUUUAA
This is a messenger RNA of Tachysurus vachellii, 3461 nucleotides long. RefSeq names its product palmitoyltransferase ZDHHC3-like. Gene Ontology annotation, molecular function: protein-cysteine S-palmitoyltransferase activity. The coding region runs from base 176 to 1081 and encodes 301 amino acids. Gene Ontology annotation, cellular component: endoplasmic reticulum; Golgi apparatus. The record is from RefSeq and is a predicted model, not a curated record. The transcript has 7 exons. NCBI's taxonomy places the organism in Eukaryota, Metazoa, Chordata, Actinopteri, Siluriformes, Bagridae. Gene Ontology annotation, biological process: protein targeting to membrane; peptidyl-L-cysteine S-palmitoylation.